AUGCGGCGAUGCUAUUUCUCUUUCCAACUUUCUCUUUCCAUCUCUUUCUCACUUCCCCCGUCUCUCUCUUUCCACCUCACACUUACCACCGCUCUCUCUUUCCACCUCUCUUUCUCUUUUCCCUCUCUCUCUCUCUCUAGCUCUCUCUCUUUCCACUUCUCUGUCUUUCUUCAACUCUCUCUCUCUCUUCCACUUGUCUCUUUCCAGGUGUCUCUCUUUCCACCUCUUUCUAUCCUCUCUAUUUCCACCUCUCUCCUUUCAUCUCUCUCUCUCUCUUUCUCCCUCUCUCUCUUUCCAUCUAUGUAUCUACGUCACUCUCUAUAUCUCUCUCUCUCUCUCUCUUUCCAGCUCUCUAUCUUUCCACUUGUCUCUUUCUUUCCACCUGUCUCUGUGGAAAGAGAUGUGGAAAAUCUUUUUUCCACCUGUCUCUCACUUUCCACAUGUCUCUCUCCCUCUCUCUCUCUCUCUCUCUUUCUAGCUCUCUACCACUCUUUACACCUUUCUCUUUCCCUUCUCUUUCUUUCUCCCUCUCUUUCUCUUUCCACCUCCCUCUCUCUCUCUUACCACUCUCUCUCUUUCCGCCUGUCUCUCUCUUCCCACCUCUCUCUUUCCAACUUUCUCCUUCCCCUUCUCUUUCUUUCUCUCUCUCUCUUUCCACCUCUCUCUUCUUCCCUCUCUCUCUCUCUUCUCUCUCUUCCCACCUAUCUCUCUCUUUCCACCUCUCUCUUUCCACCUUUCUCCUUCCCCUUCUCUUUCUUUCUCCCUCUCUCUCUCUUACCACCUCUCUCUCUUUCCACCUCCCUAUCUCUUUCCACUUCUCUAUCUUUCUCCCUCUCUCUCUUUCCAUCUCUCUCUCUCUUUCCGCCUCUCUCUCUCUCUCGUGGUCUCUAA
This is a messenger RNA of Acanthosepion pharaonis, 891 nucleotides long. The record is from the annotation of a GenBank genome assembly. Lineage: Eukaryota; Metazoa; Mollusca; Cephalopoda; Sepiida; Sepiidae.